AUUCAAAACUGCAAUGAAAUAUGUAUACCGCACGUCAAUAGAAUAUUGACCCCGACAAUCUGUAACAAAAGGAAUUAGUUCUCACGAAUUCACUUUCUUUAAACUCCCACAAAUCGAUAAAUUUCUCUUCCAAAUUUCGAGCUUUUUUUUCUCGUCAAUUUCUGACUAGUCGAUUUGAGCGCGAAGCUUAACGCUCUCAUCAAGAGUGCGCGUAAAACGUGAACCCAUUCAGCUGUUUCAGUUUGGACGCGCUAUCGAGUAAGGUGAGACGCUGUGGGCUCCCGGAAAAACGCGCUACUUUUCCGACAAUUUCCCACGUACGUCGAUUCAACUGAAGCGAAAAAUUUCGAGUGAUGAUUUGCAUUGUCAAAAAGUUUGACUCUGACGUUCCGCCGAUGAAAAUCCUAAUCGGAAAAUCCACCAGGUGAUACCUACCGUGCAUCAGAAACACCUACGUACCAAAAACGGAAGUUCAUCAGACCUACACCUCGAUGUCAGUCAAAAAUUGUUCAAAACUUGUCAACCAGUUUUAACCAAUUCAAUUUAAAUCUACUGAUGCGCUUAUCUUGAGCAGUUAUGGCUUUGCCCCUUACUUUGACCUGUUCCCAAAGUGUGAAGGAUGUACUUGUGAACACUGAACAACAAUUGGAGAUAGGGACUAGUAUGGCCAACAAGAUCCUGGCUCCUGUUAAGACCGACAAACAAAUCUACGAAAACUCGAUGCUGGAAGACGACCCUAAUGCCAACUGUGCCAUAAGGCAGGAGGAGAAGAUUUUUCCAAGAUGGGGGCCCCAACACAAAGGGGCGCAAGAAUUGGCUAAUUUGUACAGUAACGGAAAGAGAACACAAGAAUGCAUAUGUGUAGGAAUAUGCAUAGCCUUGAUAGUAGUCAAUUUAUUCCUUAUAAUUAAGAAUUUGAAAAUAGAGAAUAUGAACGCCAUUGUGGCAGCUGCUUUUGGAGGGAUCGUCACUGCAGAUUUUUGUUCUGGAUUCUUCCACUGGGCAGCAGACACCUGGGGUUCCGUAGACUUUCCCAUAUUGGGAAAAAAUUUCUUACGUCCAUUCCGUGAACACCAUAUAGAUCCAACGUCUAUAACAAGACACGAUUUCAUCGAAACCAACGGUGAUAACUUUAUGGUUACGAUACCGUUUCUAGGACGCAUGUUCUGGGAUUUUGUUACUCUGCCAGAGGAUGAGGUGCAGAAGAAGUUCACUUGGAACUGUUACGUGUUUCUUCUAGCCAUCUUCAUCGCCCUCACUAACCAGAUCCACAAGUGGUCCCACACCUACUUCGGCCUGCCUGGCUGGGUGGUUUUCCUGCAGGACUGUCACAUAGUACUGCCCCGCAAGCAUCACAGGAUACACCACGUGGCGCCCCACGAGACCUACUUCUGCAUAACGACGGGGUGGCUGAACUGGCCUCUGGAAAAGAUCCACUUCUGGACGGGACUCGAGCUUCUAGUGCAGGCCACCACCGGUUGUAGACCGAGAGCCGACGACAUGAAAUGGGCGCAGAAAGGCUCGAUAUCGUGAUAUUAAUUAGGGUGUUUGUCUGGAGUUAAUGAGACUUUCCACCCACCCUGUGGAGAAUUGAUUAAUAAAAUGUUUGCACGGAUCA
Molecule: messenger RNA, 1618 nt
Organism: Harmonia axyridis
Lineage: Eukaryota; Metazoa; Arthropoda; Insecta; Coleoptera; Coccinellidae
Gene: Kua
Product: plasmanylethanolamine desaturase
Exons: 4
Coding region: 577-1533 (318 amino acids)
Molecular function (GO): oxidoreductase activity
Source: RefSeq, a predicted model, not a curated record